Rhipicephalus microplus (southern cattle tick) is the source of this 1186-nucleotide messenger RNA. RefSeq lists its product as uncharacterized. The record is from RefSeq and is a predicted model, not a curated record. NCBI's taxonomy places the organism in Eukaryota, Metazoa, Arthropoda, Arachnida, Ixodida, Ixodidae.
UGUGAGAUUAUUACAUGUGUUAUGAAGUGUUUUUCGUGUACUAUAGAUGAAGCAUAAUUUUAUUCCAGGUGUUGAAGGACAGCAUUGCAUGGCUGGACAACUGGGAGAAAUACAUCAAGACAUUACCGACCCAGAGGCAAGUCUGCUUUCUGAGUAAGCAGACAUGUGGAGCCCUCAAACUGACACUGCAUAGCUCAGUUGCACUCAUCGAGAGCUUGCUGUUGUCUGGGUUUCGUUACGUUCUCGUUGGGAACUUCGGACAAGAUCCUCUAGAGAGGUUUUUCGGCAUCGUCAGGCAUGUUGCUGGUGACGGAGGGCAGCCGACUGUGCAACAUUUUUUGUUCAUCUAUCGGAUGCUCUCUGUAAACAACCUAGUUCGGCCGCCAAAACGGGCUUCGGUCGAGGGAGAUGGACCCCAGCUGUUGCUCAAGCUCCAGGGCCUCUUUGACAAGGGAAAACCUGCCUCCAGUCAGAUUGACAUGUUGGCGGUCCUCUUUGAUGACGUUCUUGAGGAGCCGGGAGAGGCAGUGAACAAUGCAUCCGUGCCUGAAGUUACGCUCUCCACCAAAGAGUGCAUUCUUGAUUAUCUUGCCGGUUACGUGGUAAAGAAGUUUUCAACGAUAAGCUGCACUGACUGCGUGGGAACACUCAAGAGCCAGACACGAGAGCCAAUCGACCUAAUCCAGAAGAAGUCAAGAGGAUUCCUGCAAGUGCCCUCAUCCCAGCUUCUCAGCCUGUUGCGCAUUGUGGAAGGACAUGUUGAAGAACUGACUGUGGACACAGUUGCAUGUGCCGAUGUGUAUGCGAACAUUGUUGACCAAGUUUUGCUCGACAGCCGCAUUGCUUCUGCUGGUGUGGGCUGUAGGUUGCACUAUGUGGGUACCACAGCAGAGGUUGUUCAUUUUUUCUUGAGGUGCCGCCUGCACUUUUACACCAGGGAAAAAAACAAGCUGACACGAGCGACGCGGCGAGCAAACUGCCCAGCAAAUGGUGGCAACAAGCCCCAUGGGUAGCAGAUGUUCUGUUUGUCAUGCUAUGUAAAGCCCAACUGUUGUGUUUUGUGUUUGCUAGUGACAAAAAACACUUGCACAUUUGUGUUCCUAGUUGCUUGUGUGACGUUGUUUAUUUCCUUUAUCCGCCAUGCUAUUGCCGUAAACUUGUAUGAAUAAACACUUGCACCACAGCC